UGUCAGCAUAUCGCUGGUGCAGUCUAGCGGAAUGGUGUACUGUGCCUACUCCAAGUCAAAUAAGAUCACCAGACUCCAUCUGGGCUAUCCGAGCUGCGAAACGGACCUUAUUACGAAUACGCCAAAUCCGAGAGCAAUUGCUAUUGACGAAUCUGGAUGGUACUUGUACUGGUCACGUGACGGUGGCAUUGACAGAAUAAACCUCUCUUCCUCAAGGCGACAGACUAUCUACCAGAACCCUGAUUUUAUGAACAUCACAGGACUUGCCAUUGACUCUUCAGGUCCGACUACACUCGUCGCCUUCUUCGACAUUGACAAGCAUCGCACGUUCUACAUCGAUCUCAGCGACCCGGACAACGUCGUCGAACUCACUACGUCUUUUCCUGCCAACGACUUCCUCCUCGUGACUCAAAUGAGCGUCUACGGCGGAGACAUGUUUUGGACGAAGACCGGCGAUUCCGCUGGUUUGAACGCAGGAGUCUAUAGCAUGACCAAUUAUACAAGCUCCCGCGAUCUGAAGUUUAAGGAGGUUCCUUCCUUUAACCAUCCAGUAGGGUUAGUUAUUAGCAAUUUUGAAAAUUGAACUUUCGGUAGUUGUUUAUGAAUACGAAAUUUGAUAAUUUACGAUAAUGACUAUACGUGAUCGAUUCUCUUUUAGAUUAUGCUUUGAUGUUUGUAGUUUAUACUUUGAUGGAGUUACGCAAGUAUGUCAUAAUAUACCAGUUAAAGAAUCUUUAUAUUGAACUUUUUUUAAAAGUGUGAUUCGUUGAGGCUCGUUAAGACAUGACGCGGCAAAAUAUGAAUUAUUAUCAUUAUACAAAUUAUCAUUAUCAAGCGUGAAUCAUUAUAAUCAUACAAGUUAUAAUUUGAUAAACGCUCCA
Molecule: messenger RNA, 881 nt
Organism: Strongylocentrotus purpuratus (purple sea urchin)
Lineage: Eukaryota; Metazoa; Echinodermata; Echinoidea; Camarodonta; Strongylocentrotidae
Exons: 3
Coding region: 32-583 (183 amino acids)
Source: RefSeq, a predicted model, not a curated record